This is a messenger RNA of Talaromyces rugulosus, 4017 nucleotides long. RefSeq lists its product as uncharacterized. The transcript has 8 exons. Gene Ontology annotation, molecular function: glutamine synthetase activity; hydrolase activity; chitin binding. Lineage: Eukaryota; Fungi; Ascomycota; Eurotiomycetes; Eurotiales; Trichocomaceae. The record is from RefSeq and is a predicted model, not a curated record. Gene Ontology annotation, biological process: carbohydrate metabolic process. Bases 1 to 4017 code for a protein of 1338 amino acids.
AUGGGUCUCGCCAGUUUCUUCACCUUUAUGAGGAUGCAAAAGGUGCAGGGCCUUCUUGCGAUGAUCUGCCUCGUCACACUUCCAUUCGUGAUCCCUAUAUCGUCGAUUCUGUCGCUGAGCAGACAUACACUUCAUAAACAGACCGUUCAGUGUGGUGUGAAUGCACCACCGGGGCAAGCACUGUGUCCUCAAGGGAUGUGCUGCUCUCGCUAUGGAUACUGCGGAACAGGAAGCGACUACUGCGGUCUUGGAUGCCAGAGUAACUGCAAACUAGCCCUACCAAAAAUCAUCCCCAAAUGCCCCGGCUCUAUGAACCGAUCCAUCGCCUACUACGAAAGCUGGGCUAGCCACCGUGCCUGCAACAAAUACGAAGCCAGCGACAUCGACCCGACCCCAUACACACACAUCAACUUUGCAUUCGCCCUAAUCGACGAACAAGGAAAGAUCAUGCUCUCCAUGCCCAAUGACACGGUUCUGUUCGACCAGCUCAAAGGGGUACGCACAAAGGCGAUUGGAGACCUUCAUCUUUGGAUUGCCGUUGGUGGAUACGCAGUUGGAUCCGCGCCAUUUUCGAAGCUGGCUGCGACGCAACAAGGGCGCCGCAAUUUCAUCGACUCGGCGUGCCAGUUUAUGGACAAGUAUGGGUUUGAAGGGAUGGAUUUGGACUGGGAAUACCCCACUGCCGCGGAAACUGGCGGAUCACCAGCUGAUACUGCGAAUAUGGUCUCUUUGGCAAAGGAGUAUCGUGCCCAGUGCAAGGAUAAAGGGCUCAGCGUGACUAUUCCGGGUGGAACCUUCUAUAUGAAAGGCUUCGAUUUCAAAGGCCUCGAGCCACAUGUCGACUGGCUCAACAUCAUGACCUAUGAUCUACACGGCAGCUGGGAACAGCCCGUCAUAGCCGAACCUCACACAAACCUGUCCGAUAUCCAGCAAUCGCUGAAAAGGGUGUUGGAUGCAGGCGUGAAUCCACAAAAAGUUGUCCUCGGACUUGCCGACUAUGGCAAGACGUAUACACUGGCCAGCGGCGCCUGCACUAAACCUGGGUGUGCCGCUUUGGGAGCUGGGAAGCCAGGGCCAUGCUCGAAUGAAGCUGGCAGUCUACAUGAUGCUGAGAUUGAUACGAUUCUGCAGAAGAAUUCGAGUAUCAAGCCCGUGCUGGACAAGCAGGCUGCGGUGAAGUAUUUUGCAUGGGAUACCACGCAGUGGGUUUCAUACGACGAUAACGAGACAUGGAUGCUCAAGAAACAUGAAAUAGUGACACGUCGACCCAAUGGGAACGUGACCUGGAGCUUUGGAGGGGCAGUUCCUGAGCUGAGUCGGACCUUUUCUACUCCGCAUCUUCAUCCCUCGCGCGUUUCUUUGCAGUUCGCUAGAGCCUCAAUAAUAUUAUCUCUUCAAGCGCAUACAACGUGUACAAAGAUAAUGACAUACUCAGAAAAUGUCGAUGAACUACGCGCUCUAGUGCAAUCGCAUCCGCUCAUCGACAAUCACGCCCACAACAUUCUCAGCGCCGAGCAUGCGCUCAACUACAACAAAUAUCCUCUAGAAUCCAUCACCUCUGAGGCUCAUGGCGAGGCACUGAAACAAGCACGGCACACAAUACCCCAUCACAUUGCAGUCAAACAGCUCGCCACGCUGUUUGCCUGUGAGCCCACCUGGGAAGCUAUCAAGGCUGCUCGAGACCAGUGGGUGAAGAACGACUAUGAGGGAUUCGUGCGCAAAUGCCUAGAAGGUACAGACACUCUACUGCUUGAUGAUUUGUUGGCAGAUGUCGAUAUCCAGCCAUACCAAUGGCAUGACCGCUUCACGACAUCCAAGACGAAGCGAAUCGUCCGUAUUGAGACUGUUGCGGCUCAGAUACUAGAGGAUCCUUGGAACGAAGAGGAAGGCGAGGACAUGCUAAAUACCUUUACGGUCAAAUUCGUAGGCCGUAUUCGUGACUACUUGAGAGAUGAUGCCGUUGCUGGUUUUAAGUCUGUCAUUUGUUACAGAACUGGAUUAGACAUCUUCUUACCACCAACCGACAAAGUCGCGUUUGGCCUUUUCAUCCAAGACCAGACUCAUGUGGACAGGGUUGAGGAAUCCAUCCUACGUACUUAUAGAAAAGGAGCGCCAUACCGGAUCUCGGAAAAACCACUCAAUGACUAUAUAAUAUUCCUAACACUGUCUAUCAUCCAAGAGGCACAGAGAAAGGAAACAAAAUCAAAGGCGAUCCAAUUCCACACCGGACUCGGUGAUUCUGACUUGGACUUGCGACUUGCCAAUCCCGCGCACUUGCAAUCGGUUAUUUCUCGUUACCCAGGAGUCGAUUUUGUUUUGCUGCAUUCUUCAUAUCCAUACACUAGAGAAGCUGGAUACCUUGCUUCAGUCUAUCCAAAUGUAUAUCUUGACCUCGGUGAGGUGUUCCCUAUGGUUAGCAGUGAUGCGGAGGAGAACAUCGUACGACAGGCCUUUGAUUUGACUCCAAUUAGCCGUCUACUCUGGAGCACCGAUGGCCAUUUCCAUCCCGAAACGUUUUGGUUGUCGAAUCUACAAUUUAGGAAAACUUUGGAGACGGUGCUAGUCGACUAUGUAUCCCAGGGUAGUCUCACUCUUGCUCAAGCCAAACAGGCAGCUAUAGACAUUUUAUUCGACAAUUCGAACAAACUUUACAAUCUCAACUUGCCCCGCCCCGAGAUUAAUACUUCAAUAUCACCAAGUAACGCAAUCACAAAACCUGCACCCACCGGCUUUUUCGACCUGAAUGAGCUGGCUACCCAGGACCCAAAUCUCAUUGUUUGGAUGCAAUGGGUAGAUUAUACAGCCACAAUUCGUGUACGAAUGUUCCCACUGCGCGAGUUUAUCAAGAUCGUCCAAGGCCAACGGCGUAUCGGGAUCACUUUGGCAGCCCUGCACUUACUGCAGGACGAUCACCUUGCUCCCGGCGGAUCGGCUACAGGGCAAUUUUACAUGAGGCCAGAUAUGUCGACAUUCAGCCGAAACGCUGCACUCAAUUCCAACAGUGCCACUGUCAUGACCUUUUGGGAAGACGAAAAUGGCGUGGCUCUGGAGGGUUGCCCGCGGACCACACUACAACGAGUCGUCAAGGCAUUAGAACCCAUCCAAGUAACGCUCGGAUUCGAGAUUGAAGUCGUAUUUAUCCGCCAGUCUGAUAACGGUAACUGGGGCCCAUUGACCAAAACCCAUUCGUGGUCCAACAUGACAGCCGACAUCCGCAAAAACGCGCUCUCUCUCGUCGAGGAAAUCGUCUCGACCCUGGCCAGUAUUGACAUCUAUCUCGAGCAAUUCCACGCCGAAUCUGCGCCCGGACAAUUCGAAUUCAUCCUCCCUCCAAACUCCCCGCUCGCUGCAGUCGACACUCUUCUCAAAGCACGCGCAACUGUGCAACAUGUUGCCGAAAAACACGGUCUCCGCGCCACCCUCUAUCCACGGCCAUAUAAUUUUGCCGCGGGGACUGCAUCACACGCCCACUUUUCAAUCUCCCCAGCAAGUUACCAAGACUCCUUCCUCGCGGGUAUCCUUGCGCAUUUCUCGUCUGUGGCUGCUUUCUCGCUAUCUCAAGAGGUCAGCUAUGCCCGCGUUACCUCUGGCGUCUGGGCCGGUAGCGAAUGGGUCACAUGGGGCACCCAGAACCGCGAAGCGCCCAUCCGCAAAAUCUCCCCUGGGCACUGGGAAUUCAAGUCCAUUGACGGCCUGGCAAACAUGUAUCUUGCCAUGAGUGCGCUUCUCGGCGCGGGUUAUAUUGGGUUGAAUAGGAGCAUGCCGCUGUUGCAUGGGGAUUGUCCCACGGACGCGGCAACGUUAUCUGCCAAAGAUCGUGAGGACCUGGGGAUUGUGGAGCAGAUUCCAAAGACCCUUGAACAGAGCCUGUCGGCAUUAGAGUCUGAUGGAGAUAUACAGGAGAUCAUGGGACCGGCGUUUGUCAAGAAGUACUGUGCAGUUAAGAGAGCCGAGACACAGAGUUUGGCGGCGCUGGAGGAGGGGAAAAGGAGGGAGUGGUUGAUGUCGAGGUAUUGA